This is a messenger RNA of Pleuronectes platessa (European plaice), 3420 nucleotides long. RefSeq names its product zinc finger and BTB domain-containing protein 16-A. The transcript has 2 exons. Bases 465 to 1694 code for a protein of 409 amino acids. Gene Ontology annotation, molecular function: RNA polymerase II cis-regulatory region sequence-specific DNA binding; protein binding; DNA-binding transcription factor activity, RNA polymerase II-specific. The record is from RefSeq and is a predicted model, not a curated record. Gene Ontology annotation, biological process: regulation of transcription by RNA polymerase II. Lineage: Eukaryota; Metazoa; Chordata; Actinopteri; Pleuronectiformes; Pleuronectidae.
GUCUGGGCUCUUGCACCGGGAGCCAGACGACACAUGACGCCUCGCUCCGUGUGACUCCGCCGUUCGCUCGUUUUUUUUUUAUGGAAAUUACGCAUUUUCCUUUGUAGACAGCAGCCGGCGCGUCCUUGUGUCUCCAGACGCACCAGUGUGUGGCUCAUUUAGCCGUGAUGACAUCACGGUGAGGACCAGGAGACAUUGGUCCCCACCGCCUGCACGCGAGAAAACAAACCCGAACCCCGUCACUGUACAGUCACACGCACGGAGACUGACUGACUGACUGAUUGAUUGAUUGAUUGGUGGGUUGACUGACAGGGAGGUGGUGAUCGGUUGCCAAUAAUCGUCCCGGGGGUCGCGUGCGCAGCAGCAAAUUGUGAGGUUUCAUCUUUUUUACAAAGAAAGCUAAAAACACUGUGGAGCGGGGAAGGCGAGCCUCAUGAGUCGGCCUCGUGGCUUGCAUCGUCAAAAUGGAUUUAACUAAGAUGGGUGUGAUCCAGCUCCAGAACCCCAACCACCCCACCGCCCUGCUGCAGAAGGCCAACCAGAUGCGUCUGGCCGGGACCCUGUGUGACGUGGUCAUCAUGGUGGACACUCAGGAGUUCCACGCCCACCGGACCGUGCUCGCCUGCACCAGCAAAAUGUUCGAGAUCCUCUUCCACCGCAACAGCCAGCAUUACACCCUGGACUUUCUCUCACCAAAGACUUUCCAGCAGAUUUUGGAGUAUGCUUACACUGCCACGCUACAGGCAAAGGUGGAGGACCUGGACGACCUCCUGUAUGCAGCCGAGAUCCUGGAGAUCGAGUACUUGGAGGAGCAAUGUCUCAAGAUCCUGGAGACCAUCCAGUCCUCGGACGAGAACGACGUUGCUAAUGACGGAAGCACGGAGGAGGACGAAGAGCGCAAAGGCCACAACGGAGCCAAGAACUCUAAACAACAUUCCAUGGUGAGUCCCUAUCUGACCGCUUCCCAGCACGCCUCCCUGUCUGGGAUGGUGGACCAGAGUCCCUCGGUGUCCACCUCCUUCAGCGUCUCCAGCCUGAGUCCCACCAAAGCUGCUGUGGACAGCCUGAUGAGCAUCGGCCAGUCUCUGCUCCAGCAGGGCUUCUCUGCCGAGCAAAUUGUCCAAGCCAACGCCCACCACCUGAUGACCGAGAUCAAGACUGAGAUGAUGCAAGUGGACAUGGGAGGCAACGGCCACGACAGCCAUCAGAACAUGGAGUCCAGCGCCUCCAGCAACGGAGAGCGAGGUGGCGAGGACAGGAACCGAGACGGCCCCGGCACACCGACCAGGAGCAGCGUGAUCACCAGCGCCCGAGAGCUGCACUACGUCCGCGAUGACGGCAUGGGCGACCACCACGCCGAGGUCACCCAGAUGGGGCUGGAGGCGAUGGCUGGGAUGACGGAGAAGCACCUGGCCUCGCUGUACGCCCUACCCGUCAAUCACAAAUCAGAUGGCAUCAUGUCCAUGCCAGUUUCCAUGGCCUCCGCUCUGCCCAUGUCCCCGGCCCUGGCCAUGUCUAUGGACUUCAGUGCCUACGGGGCCCUCCUGCCUCAGAGCUUCAUCCAGAGGGAAUUCUUCAACAAGCUCGGGGAGCUGGCGGUCGGCCUGAAACCAGACGGCAGGAACCAGCACGAGCGAUGCAAUGUCUGCGGUGCAGAGCUGCCAGACAACGAGUCCGUGGAGCAGCACAAGUAAGACCGAGUUCUCUACUUACUGAUUGUCUUGGUCUUGAAAUGUACGAUGCUUUUGAGCAUAUUUAUUUGUCCAGUGAAUCAAUUCUCCUGGUUGAUUCUAGGUUUCGUUUAUGUGAAACUGAAAUCGAUAGUCUUAAGUCAUAUUAGUUCCAUGAUUGUUGUGUGGAACAGUGACUCGAUUUUAAACCUUUCUCGGUUGUAAGUCACCAGUUUGUGCCUUUGACAAUUAGAAUGUCUUCCUCAUGGAGAACAGAUGAAUUUAGAUUUUCUAAAUCUCUAUUUGAGUAGGUGACACAAACCUAAGUUCUGUUUCCUGAGAUCCUCCCCUUCAAUAAAGGCCGAGCCCAGAUUGUGGGUGGCAGCUAUAACACACUUACCAAAAGUGAUACCCCCUUAUCCCGGACCCACUCUCCUCCUCCUUCUCAUAACUGCACACGGGCGGGGGCCCUGAUUAGCCUGAUAAUUAGAGUAAGCGGUCAGCCCAGGAUAUGAGCGCUGAACCUGGGCUCAGAGACCGGGGACAAGGGGAGUGGUGGUGAACCAGCACAGCGCUACUUCAAUCAGGCAAUAGAAAGUGAUCUCAAGGUCUGGAAACUUCAGUCUGAACACUGGAACCAACCUGGAGACUCUUUUCCAAACCUCCCUCAGAACUUGGUGUCAUAGGUCAGCAUCCUCUGCAUCUUUCAGACUUCUCAUUAUCAGUCCUGUUGAAUGUACUUGCCUCACCUCUUUGUGCGGUUUUGCACCGUCACAGUUCUUUUUAUUUAUUUAUUUAUUUUUUAACCCAGAGGCCUUGUUCUUACCUUGAGCGCCACCUUCUCACCUUGCAGUGUUUGUUUAAAUCAAUCGGAAUGCACUGUGGUUAAAGUUCACAUGAGGAUUUGAACCCGAUCACCCAUCCCCUUGUGCCCUAGCUGGUAUCUUGGUAUGCACAGAUCCAGUCCCAAGCUUCUCUGCUUCUAAAUCUGAUUUGGACUCGUCUCAUAAAAAAACACAGAAUAUCGCAGAAUGGCUGUUCCCCCGAAGAGAGGUGGUCUUUGUUUGCAGUUUUGAAGUUAAUCUUAUUGUGCAGUGAUUUUUGUUUUUAUUCGGAUGGUCAGUUACUCUGCAGUUUCGUGGGGUUGACACAAAGAGCGCUCGCUAUCGAUCAGAGCUCAUUAUUCACGGGAUAAAAACCGGCAUUUCUGCUCAGUCCGACUUUAUUAAUCGUUGUUUGAAUUCCCCGAGCUGCGUUCAGAGGCUUCGACAACAGCUUUCCAAAAUGCUCUGCAGCUCCUGUGAGUGAUGCAGGGAUGUGGCGUCGCCGUGCUAAAGGACAGGCUACACACUCGUCUCUGUCUGGAGGAAAAAAAAAAAGAAAAAGAAAAGUCUGGCGUGUGAAAUGGUUGCCUGCGUUUCAAGAGGAAUUUCAUCAAUUCGCUCAAGCUGGGAAAUCUUGUAUCAAAGGAGAUUUCCAAACUGUUUCAUGCAUUGAUCUCGACCCGCCUCGCCCCAUAGCAUACUAAUGGGUUAAUUUAGACUGGUUGAUACACCGACACGACACUGUUUAAUAUUGUACGUGCUGUCCUGAAAGCCUCCUGAAGUGGGGAAAUCAAACAUUGCAUCAUCCGGGGCCGCCUUGCUCUGCCAUCCGCACAUGAAAGGUCUGCUGUGCUUCCCUGAGAUGCUUGAUAAUUCAGACGCUCCUCGUGUCCUCACAAAUUCCAGUGUGGGUCAUUUGAUGGCAA